UUUACCUGGCAGCUCUCGCACUUCCUGGAUCUGCCUAUAAGAAGUGUGCUGGGCACCUGGGACGCCACUUCUCUGGGACAGGUCACCUUCUGUUUCCUCCAGCAUGCGCUCUCUCCAGCUCCUGUUCAGGGCCAGCACUGGCCUGCUCCUGGUUCUCUGCCUGCAGCUGGGGACCAUCAAAACUCAGGAAGACACAACCAGGAGGGCAGUCAUAAUGAAUGUAGACAUGCCCAGUAGAACACGGGUAAAUCAGGAAGUCUCCGUGAAGCUUAACAUUGAAACAGAAUUGACAGAAUGUUUGGUGUGUAAAGCUUAUCUCAGAAGCAACGUCACCAUGGAUGGUCCGUUUAACUAUCGAUUCACUGUCUGCGUGUGUAAAGAUGCUCCAAGAACACUUUACUGGGACUUUCAGGUUGACAAAACUAUGGGAAUUGCAGUAGUGGUUGAUACCGUUCGGGAACUAGGUAUCUGCCCUGAUGAUAUGGCCGUUAUCCCCAUCAAAGCGAACCGCUAUUAUUACACUACUUCUCUAGUCGUACAAUAAUGGAAGUCUUCGUCUGUUCACCACACCCAGGUGGUCUCCUCUAAGGAUAUUUGGCUGGA
Messenger RNA from Microcebus murinus (gray mouse lemur), 603 nucleotides. The record is from RefSeq and is a predicted model, not a curated record. NCBI's taxonomy places the organism in Eukaryota, Metazoa, Chordata, Mammalia, Primates, Cheirogaleidae.